AGCUGUCACGCCAUUUUUGAUUUACCUAAAAAAAGGCAAACUUCCUGAUUUAAAAUCUUCCAAUUAUUCGCGAAUAUUUUCUUUCCAAUUUUCCGCAUUCGUAAAAAAAAAUGCCUGAAACCGUGGUAAAUUUGCCUUCAAAGCCCGAGGAGGGCCCCGAAGAAGGUGAAAUUGUUUCUUCAGACGAGUUGGAAGAUAUUUCCGACAGCUCAAUGACCUUUACCCCAAAUGGUAAGUCCUUUUCCAAUAGUCACCAUUUAUCAGCUUUGUCUUUGAGUAGCGUGACUGAAAACGAAAUGGAGGAUAUCUCUGAAAGCCUGGAGAAUUGUCAGAAACGAAGAAGAAGCCGCACUCAACGUCUAAAAAAAAGAAAGAAGAUUCGAAAGAGCACACCCAACUCCGAUAGCAGUGAGGAUGAAAGUAUAUCUCCCACUGCCGAGAGAUUGAAACUGCAACUUAAGGCAGCGGUACAUCUGGAGGUUGAAGAGGCACAUAGAAACAGUUUAAGGACUCGUUUGCGAGCCAUGGUGAAGGACCUCGAACCAGAAACUGAACUCAACUCAUCAGUUGCAACUAAAGAAUCAGUAACUGUUAUAGACCUUGUAGAACAAGAUACAAGCAGUGUAAUUGAGUUACCUGCUGGUGAAUCUGACAUGAAUUUGAGUGGGUUAGAGAAUAAUUCAGGUGACUCUGAAAAUAGCAUAGUAAAGAACAAUAAAAAUGAGGAAUUAGACAAUGAACUGAUGGAGCUCAGGCUUGAAGCUUUAAAAACUGCUAUAAGAAAUAAAUUUUCCAAGGGAAGAAAAAGGAAAAAAGGCACAAAUGAAAAUAAAGAAAAUACUGGCAUUAAUCAUUCUGAAGAUGCGAAAGAAGUAGUUCAAAUACCAGAAAUAUCACCUCAGCCUAGUAUAGACUCUGAAAAUAAUGCUGCACUGUCACCUGAUGAGGAUGAGGACGUUCUUAGGGCUUUGUUACUUGCAUCAAUGUCCAAAAAAAUCAUGAAAAGCCAACCAGAGGUGGAAAAUAAAAAUCCCUCCAAUACCAAAGCUAAAGAAGGAAUAAGGCAAAAUAAGCAUUUUUUAAAUAAAAUAACUAAUUUUAGAUUAAAUAAUAAGGUAAAAAGAGUUUUAACAAAUACAAAAAAAACCAUAAAUAAUGUUCAAAAGUCUACAAAGCUAAUAAAUAUGCCCCAGGUUAAGCCUCUAAUUAUUACUCUUGAUUCAGAAUCUGAUUCUGAUUGGGACAUAUCCAAUAGUCCUCAGAAAUGUAUUAAAAAAGUAGGUGAGAAUAAAAAUAUUGAAACUAUUAUAGAGAAAUCUAAUGAAACUGAGAGUGAAGCAAAAGUGCCUGUAACCAAAGAGACUAUUCAAAAAAAGCCUGAUGAAGAAAUAAUGAGUUCUGUAGAGAAAUUUCUGAAAGAGCAAAGAGCUAAAGUGGAAUCAGAAUUAAACAAAGCAACACCCCCAAUUACUAAAAAGACUACAACAAAACCAGUAGAUUUAGAAAAGUCUGCCUUAAAGUACCUAUCUGAAAGUAAACGGGAGGAAUACAGGAAGCUACAGAACUUACUAAAGAUGAAAAUGAAGAAUGUUCAGGCCAAGAUGAAUAACAAUUCACAAAUAACUGUCAAUCAGAAAAGUAAAGAAGCAGAAACAGUUAUCCCAAAUAAACCUAUUAACACAAAACAAGUCAGUAAACCAGCUGAAAGUACUACAUUAAAUUUGACUGUUCAGAAUUCUAAAAAAAACACCAUUCAAACAUUUAUUUCUAAGAAGAAUUAUGUGGUGAAUUCAGCAAAUAUAACAUUGCAAGCUAAUAAAGUGUUGCCUGCUAACCCCUCAUUGAAGUCUACUAAAUUUACUCAGACAGAAGACUCCAAUGUGCAGCUGCCGAAAGAGUUGGAAGCAAAAGUACAUGCAUUUAAGCUUCAAGAAUUAAAAGCUUUAAAAAGAGACAGAGAAAGGAAAAGGGAGUCUGCACUCAUGAGGGAGAAAUUGCGGGAGUUACAGUGGAAGACCAAUGGAAGGUUACAGAUUCAGGACAAAUACAAAUCCUUAAGACCAUUGGUUAAAACAAUGAUUGACCUGAAUAAACAGCAAAAACACUGCGACCAGGAGGUUGAAAGGUUAACCCAAGAGUUAACCAAACUGAGGGAAAGACAGGAUAUGCUACAUGGAACCAUGUCCUCUGCCAUUGUGGAGUUGAUUGAAGAGAAAAAGAAGCUUGACAUCAGCCCAACCAAAACCAAAGAAUUAACUUUAUCUACCACCCUAGUAACUUCCACUCCCAUAAAGCCUGUAACAGGUAAAAAUUUACAAAGUUUGCCUUCUCCAUUCACCCCCAGUGCUUCAAAGAUAUCAUUUGAACUGAAAAGAAAUAAUUCGCCUAUGGCAAACACGUGGGAGCAAAGCACAAUACGUAAUAACAAGAAUUAUUUGGAUGAUGUAACUUUGUGUCCAAAAGAUUCCUCGGAUGAAUUGACAGUGGUAGAUCCAAAUGAUAUUGAUCCUAUUAUUCAGGAAUCUGCGGCAAGGGUGGCAGUUCUUCAGAAGGAAGAGUGUCGUGAAGAUAAGAGGUUGGACAAAGUGAGAUAUGUGUCUCCAUUCGAUUCAACGAGAAGAAAAGCCAUAGAAGACCCGUUUAAAAUCAUCUGCCCGUUUGAAGUAAAUGGUACAUGUAAGGAUCCUGAGUGUUCUUAUAAUCACUUCCUAAAAUGAUUUAGGAAUCAUAAUAGCUCUUUGUGAUAAUAUAAAUUUUUAGUUGGUUAAGUGUACAUUAUUACAAACCUGGUUUUUAAUAAAGUUUGUUUCUCAAUUUGGCCAUUUGGAGUAGGCUUAAAGCAGAUUUUGUAUUCAUCAUCAAGAAAACUCUAAAAAAGUACAAAUAGUUUGCCAUUUAUAUUAAUAUUUAAUCGUUUAACUUUACUAUUUACUGAUUUUUUUUUAACUUAUUAUUUAUUUUACUAUAUUUGUAUGCUGUACCUGUACUAUUAACAAAUAUUUUUUUAAACCAGGUGGGAUUUAUUCUUGUUGAGUAAUGAAUAAAGAUGGUUUAUACAAAG
Molecule: messenger RNA, 3061 nt
Organism: Anthonomus grandis grandis
Lineage: Eukaryota; Metazoa; Arthropoda; Insecta; Coleoptera; Curculionidae
Exons: 4
Coding region: 111-2717 (868 amino acids)
Source: RefSeq, a predicted model, not a curated record